Messenger RNA from Ooceraea biroi (clonal raider ant), 1518 nucleotides. It is a transcript of the gene eIF2Bbeta, whose product is annotated as eukaryotic translation initiation factor 2B subunit beta. Gene Ontology annotation, biological process: translational initiation. The record is from RefSeq and is a predicted model, not a curated record. NCBI's taxonomy places the organism in Eukaryota, Metazoa, Arthropoda, Insecta, Hymenoptera, Formicidae. Gene Ontology annotation, molecular function: guanyl-nucleotide exchange factor activity; translation initiation factor activity. Gene Ontology annotation, cellular component: eukaryotic translation initiation factor 2B complex.
GGGUACUAGGCCAUGUUCAUUCUGUCUUUAUUACUCAUUGCUUGAGGACAGUAGUCGUUAUCAUAAAAGCAGUUUCAAGUUGUACGAGUUUUAUUACAAAUCGUCGUAAUUUUAUUUUAUCCGUACGAGAUACACGAAAUAACAUAGACCUUUUCUUUGAAUUGUCUCAUAAGCUAAUAAGCAAGAAGAAAAUGAAAGAAAAACUCGUAAUUAAUUUUUACUUUAUCACGUGGUUAACAUUAUUAUAUAGUUAACAUUACCUAAUUAACAUUACAUUGCGUUACAUCACAUGUACAUACGUGUUGUGUAAUCAGUGGACAAGAAACAGCGACAGCAGUAUAAAUAAAUACAGACAAUUAACAAACUAAAUUCUCAAGUGCAAUAGAAAAUGGUCGGAGUAAUGUCGGAGAAUCUUCACGGAAGCGUGUUAAAACUGAGAAAUGACAUUUGUCAUGGAGAGAUUAAAGACACACAUAGUAUUGUGGUGGCUACUAUUUCCACGCUGAAGGACAUCAUCGACAAUACAGAAUGGACCACAGCAAAGGAUUUAAUGGAUAUCAUUACGUGGAAUGGGAAGUACUUGAUUGAAGUGCUCCCUCUUCAAGCUUGCAUUGGAAAUAUGGUGAGAAGAAUAUUGCAGAUUAUCAGGGAGGAGUACACUUCGGAAUUAAAAAAUAAGACAGAGGAGACGGACCCUCAGGAGUCCCUGCACAAGAUCGUCACCGAGGGUGAUCAACAGAUAGAUUUCAAUGUCUUGGUACCUUCCCUCAAGUCUUCCCUCAUCGAGCAUGUUAAUGAAUUUGAGGCCGAGUUGGAGACAUGCUCGCAAAACAUCACUCAGCAAGCUUCGGAGCACAUACACUCAGACGAGAUCAUAAUGACUUUUGGCAGUUCUCAGUUGGUGGAGGAAUUUUUUAAGAAGGCUGCUGAGACGAGAGCCUUUGAAGUCAUAGUAGUCGAAGGUGGACCUUCGUUGACCGGCCACAACAUGGUAACGAAUCUGGCUAAGGUGAAGAUCAAGACGACCUUGAUCUCCGACGCAGCAAUCUUUGCGAUGAUGUCGCGCGUCAACAAGGUCAUAAUCGGCACUCAAACCGUCAUGGCAAACGGUGGACUCAGGGCUAUCUCGGGGACGUACAACGUCGCGCAAGCGGCCAGGCACUAUUCCGUUCCGGUGAUGGUUCUGCUACCUCUUUACAAGCUUUCGCCGCUUUAUCAUAGGUCUCAUAAGCAUGACGACUUCAAUUGCCUCAUCUCGCCGAUGCAGGAUGUGAUCGAUAGUGCUAAUGCGCCCGUAGUGGAGAGAAUACAGGCUUACAAUCCUUUAUUCGACUACGUGCCACCGGAGCUCGUUACGCUAUUUAUUACAAACACAGGUGGAAAUGCGCCGUCCUACGUAUACAGAUUGCUCAGCGAAUUGUACCAUCCUGACGAUUACGAAUUAUAGAGUUCUGUGUAAAUUGUUUGUAUUAUUUCUGUAUAGUACACUUUUUAAAUAAAUACAAGUUGACUCAUUCU